This is a messenger RNA of Penaeus chinensis, 1429 nucleotides long. RefSeq names its product mucin-2-like. Bases 134 to 1429 code for a protein of 431 amino acids. The record is from RefSeq and is a predicted model, not a curated record. Lineage: Eukaryota; Metazoa; Arthropoda; Malacostraca; Decapoda; Penaeidae. The transcript has 5 exons.
AGAGUACAAGCCACUCAACCACUCGCCUGCCUGCCCACUGGCCGCCCCCACGCCCACGCAAGCUCAGUCGCGCCCAUCCAAUCCACGCCCACUUUUGCCCAGGAAGAGUUCGUCUCUGUGCUUCACGCCCUCGAUGCUGAGAGCUGCCCACGUCCCCCAAUCCUGUAGGAUCAGCGUCCCCCAGAUCGACCAGACGCCCGUGCAUCGCUGCUCGCGGACGCACUCGCUCUCCACCUCCGCCGCUACCCACGCCCACCACAGCCCCGCCCACCACAGCCCCGCCCACCACCCCUCCAGCGCCCACCACGCCCGCCACCGCCUGCGCCUCACCUCGGAUUCCCUAGACCACGGAACGACCAUCGCCCACCACCACGCCGUCGAGAUCGCGAGGAAGGUCCGCAGCGCCGAGAAUCUGAGGAAUUACAGGAUCUCGUCCACGCACGUCUACCAAUCCCCUGCCCCUUGUCAGUCUACCACUCCCCUGCCCCCUGUCAGUCUACCAAUCCCCUGCCCCCUGUCAGUCUACCAAUCCCCUGGCCCUUGUCAGUCUACCAAUCCCCUGCCCCAUUCUACCACUCCCCUGUCCCCUGUCAGUCUACCAAUCCCCUGCCCCUUGUCAGUCUACCACUCCCCUGCCCCUUGUCAGUCUACCAAUCCCCUGGCCCUUGUCAGUCUACCAAUCCCCUCCCCCAUGUCAGUCUACCAAUCCCCUGCCCCUUGUCAGUCUACCACUCCCCUGCCCCCUGUCAGUCUACCACUCCCCUGCCCCCUGUCAGUCUACCACUCCCCUGCCCCCUGUCAGUCUACCAAUCCCCUGGCCCUUUCUACCACUCCCCUGCCCCCUGUCAGUCUACCAAUCCCCUGCCCCCUGUCAGUCUACCAAUCCCCUGCCCCCUGUCAGUCUACCAAUCCCCUGCCCCCUGUCAGUCUACCAAUCCCCCGCCCUGCCUCCUCUUCCUUCCUAAUCGCUGCUUCCUCUCCCUUCCCAGGUCGCGGGGCGGAGGAGGCGUGCCGUGCGGGCGCCUGCCACCAGCUGGAGGCGACCGCGGGCGUGCACCCUCACCCUCUGGCCCGCCGCCGCUCCUGCCAGAGCCAGAGCCUCGACCUGGAGCACUACCGGGGCACGCCGACGCCCCUGCUGCAGGACGUGGCGCCGCGCGGCAAGUCGCUGGACAGCACCUCCGUCAGCAGCCUCAGACGCUCUCCGACGGCGGGGCCCUCGUGGGCGGGCGGCGACCCCGUCUGCACCACGCCCGAGCUGCGAGUGUCGCCCACGCCCCCCGACGCCAGCACGCCCUCGACCGCCGCCCACCACCACUCCCACCACAUCCUCCUCCAGCGGCAGGAGACCAUCGACGACGCGCUCCUGCCAGUGCCUUACGCCACGCUCAUGGAGGAGGAGAUGGAGAACGAGGUGUCCGAGGUGUGA